Messenger RNA from Heterobasidion irregulare TC 32-1, 2501 nucleotides. RefSeq lists its product as uncharacterized. Gene Ontology annotation, cellular component: cytosol; nucleus. Gene Ontology annotation, biological process: protein folding. Gene Ontology annotation, molecular function: ATP binding; ATP-dependent protein folding chaperone. The record is from RefSeq and is a predicted model, not a curated record. Bases 15 to 2339 code for a protein of 774 amino acids. The transcript has 5 exons. NCBI's taxonomy places the organism in Eukaryota, Fungi, Basidiomycota, Agaricomycetes, Russulales, Bondarzewiaceae.
CCCUUCCUUCAAUCAUGGCCGUCGUCGGAAUCGAUUUUGGUUCUCUUCACAGCAAGAUUGGAGUUGCCAGACAUCGUGGUAUCGAUAUUAUCACCAACGAGGUCUCGAAUCGUGCGACACCAUCCCUCGUCGCCUUUGGCCCAAAACAGCGUUCUCUUGGUGAAUCGGCCAAGACGCAAGAAAUCUCUAAUUUCAAGAACACCGUCGGCUCCCUGAAGCGUCUCAUUGGGCGGACUCUCCAUGAUGUCGAGAUUCAGGAAGUCGAGAAGAAGUUCACGUAUGCUACACUCGUGGAUGUAGAUGGAACUGUUGGAGCCCAGGUCAACUACAUCGGCGAAAAACAUACUUUCUCGGCCACACAGUUGGUAGGCAUGUACUUGGGCAAGCUUCGCGAAAUCGCCGCGAACGAGCUCAAGAACAAUGUUUCCGAUGUCGUCAUCGCUGUUCCUGGAUGGUACACUGAUAUCCAACGAAGGGCUGUCCUUGACGCUGCUACCAUUGCCGGUCUCAACCCCCUUCGUCUGAUCAACGAUACCACUGCCGUCGCCUUUGGCUACGGUAUCACCAAGGCUGAUCUUCCUGAACCCGAGAAUCCUCGCCAUGUUGUCUUCGUCGACGUCGGACACUCUAGCUUGUCGGCCUCCGUGGUCGCCUUUUCCAAAGGCCAGCUCACUGUCAAGAGCACCGCGUAUGAGCCUAAUUUCGGAGGCCGUGAUAUCGACUACGCACUUGUGCAGCACUUCGCCAAAGAAUUUGAGACAAAGUACAAGAUCGAUGUGCUCUCGAACCCCAAGGCGACGUUCCGCCUUUCUGCCUCGGCUGAGAAGCUCAAAAAGGUCCUGUCCGCCAAUGCCGAAGCUCCCCUCUCCGUGGAGUCCAUUAUGACCGAUAUCGACGCCGCCUCCAAGCUCUCUCGGGAGGAGUACGAGCAGCUCAUCGAUAAAUCUCUGAACCGCAUCCCCGGACCCCUCCAGAGGGCCCUCGAGGAUUCUGGCUUGUCGCUCGACCAGAUCGACGCGAUCGAGCUUGUCGGGGGAUCGACUCGUAUUCCAGCUGUCCGCGCUCGCAUCCAAUCCGUCUUCCCUGGAAAGGUUCUCUCCACGACUCUUAAUCAGGAUGAGGCCUGUGCUCGCGGUGCCACAUUUGCGUGCGCUACUCUGUCCCCCGUGUUCCGUGUGCGCGAUUUCGCGCUGCACGAUAUCGCUCCCUACCCCAUCAAGAUUCGCUGGGAGAAGUCUCCUGAAGAUCCCGAUGACGAUACGGAGCUGACCGUGUUCCCUCGCGGUAACAGCCUUCCCUCGACCAAGGUCCUCACCUUCUACCGCAAGGGUACCUUUGAUCUAGAGGCGGUAUACGGCGAGCCAGAGAAGCUUCCUGGCUCGAUCAACCCAUGGCUCGCGAAGCUGACGGCCAAGAACAUCCCUUCUCCCUCUUCGGGCGACCUCGCGGUUGUGAAGGUGAAGACGCGCUUGAACCUGCACGGCGUGAUCUCGUUUGAGCAGGUCUACACGGAGGAGAUUGAGGAGAAGGAAGAACCGAUGGCAGUCGAUGGGGAGCCGAGCACUGAGCCUCCGAAGAAGAGAAAAGUCAAGAAGGAUGUCGCUUUCGUCGCCACAUAUGGAAAAUUGGACUCCUCGGUCGUGGAGAAGUUCAAGGAGCGGGAAGCGCAAAUGCAGGUUGCCGACAAGCUCGUGCAAGAUACCGAAGACCGCAAAAACGCUCUCGAGGAGUACAUCUACGAUAUGCGUGCCAAGCUCGACGAACGUUACGUCGCUUUCGUCCAGCCUCAGGAGAAGGAGAAGCUCCUUGCCGAACUCCAGAAGGACGAAGACUGGCUUUACACCGAGGAGGGCGAAGAGGCUACCAAAUCCGCAUACGUUGACCGCAUUGCCUCCCUUCACGCCCUCGGCGACCCGAUCACCACGCGCUGGAGGGAGGCCGAGGAGAGGCCACGCUCGAUGGCUGAGCUCCGGGAAACCAUCAACAACUACAUGUCGCAGGCGACCUCCGGCGAGGAGCGGUACUCGCACAUCGAUGAGAAGGACAAACAGUUGAUCGUGGAGAAGUGCGCGACGGUGCAGAAGUGGCUCGAGGACCAGAACGUGCGACAGGCGGAGCGGGCGAAGAACACAGACCCCAUCUUGACGGUCGCAGAGAUCCAGAAGAAACGCGAGGAGGUCAUCUUCUUUGCUACCCCCAUCCUCACCCGCCCCAAGCCCAGGCCCCCGAAGGUCGAGGGCGUGGAGACGCCCAAGAGCGGCACGGAGACGCCUAAUCCGCCUCCGAAGUCAGAGAUUCCCCAGCCGGAGCAGGGGCCGAGCGAGAUGGAUAUAGAUUAGAGGAGUGAUGUGGAUUCGAACGUUUUUUGUUGCUUUGUUCCAUUAAUGCGAGCCAUGUAGUGAUACAGUUUACAAGCAGUCAAUCGUCGUCCAAUGUGCUAGAAUAGAUUCUAGAGCGUUGUUUGGACUCUAUGAUGCAAAAAAAGCGAACAUUGUAGGUUG